Messenger RNA from Pseudogymnoascus destructans, 3195 nucleotides. RefSeq names its product mitofusin (gene FZO1). Bases 86 to 2863 code for a protein of 925 amino acids. The transcript is spliced from 2 exons. Gene Ontology annotation, cellular component: mitochondrial outer membrane. NCBI's taxonomy places the organism in Eukaryota, Fungi, Ascomycota, Leotiomycetes, Thelebolales, Thelebolaceae. The record is from RefSeq and is a predicted model, not a curated record. Gene Ontology annotation, molecular function: GTP binding; GTPase activity. Gene Ontology annotation, biological process: mitochondrial fusion.
GCGAACUACUUCAUAUUCCCAACAAACCGAACAAGACUUCACCAUCUCUCACUAUACCGCCCUUGAUGGAUUGCCCCCUACCAAAAUGAGCCAGGACUACUAUAAAGGAAAGGGAAAGUCUUCCGACAGCAGCGAAAGCCGUGAGAAAGAGCAGAAGGAGCAGCGCGAGCAGCAACUACCGACCGCUUCCGGCCCGCCGAAAUAUGUCACUGUAGGCAAUGGUUCAACAUCUGAAAAUGCGGCUCGCCUGAAAGCUCUUCUUGACCGACAAGAUCAUGACUCGGGAUAUGGCGGUAGUAUAAUGGGCGAGAGUGCGACUGGACCAGCCCCAUGGAGUCCGAUCAUGACCGAAGACAGACCGACGCCGUCGCACACCCCAACAUAUCACGGCCAGUCCAGUGCCGCAUCUGAGAACGAACGGAGGGUACAAGCUGCUGCGAUCCAUCAGCUUUGGUACAACUCACACCGCGGAGCGCUUGCGAGAUAUAUUAACAAUGUGGUCGAAACACUGAAGGAACUUCAACAGUUCAACGCCAAAUGGCCGGCCCAUUACCCCUCUGUUCAAGGGGCGGAAACUCUGACCAGGGCGAACCAGACGCCGCAACCCAGCCUAACUCGCUCACAAUCGACGUUCUCGAAUCCCUCGAAUCGCAGUGUGUCACCAAGACCUGGACUUAUGCGACGAGCGGCGACGUCCCUGGCAGAAUCCUCGGAGGCGGAAUCAAGCUCAGCUGCCGAGCAACGAACGGUACCAGAACCCAGGCUGAUUACGCCGCAAAUAGCACAAGAUUUUUCGAUAUUGAAGCUUGACCUCAAGCUUGGGGCUCUUCACCAAGUGGAACUGGUACACUCUCUCGAAAAAGGAUCUAUUGCUGCGCUGUUGGACGGAAAGAUUAGCUCCAGCAUCAAGCAUCUUCUGUCGCUCAGGGAAAGGAUUGAGGAUACAUCAAGCAAAGUCCUUGUUACUGGAGACUUGAAUGCCGGCAAAUCAACAUUCUGCAAUGCGCUUUUGAGAAGGAAGAUCCUGCCGGAAGAUCAGCAACCAUGCACGAGUCUGUUUUGCGAAGUUCUGGACGCUCGUGAAAACGGAGGAAUCGAGGAGGUCCACGCCAUACAUAAGGAUAGCGAAUACAACCGUCAUGACGAGAGCACCUUCGAUGUUUUCUCGUUGGCCGAACUUGAGCGCAUAGUCAUCGACAAUGAAACGUACACGCAAUGCAAGGUCUACGUCAAGGACGUGAGAACAAUCGACGAGUCAUUGCUCAACAAUGGCGUCGUUGAUAUCUCACUGAUUGAUGCGCCUGGCCUCAACUUCGAUACCACCAAGACCACUGCCGUCUUUGCCCGGCAAGAGGAGAUUGACGUUGUUGUCUUCGUCGUAAAUGCCGCCAACCACUUCACUUUGACGGCCAGGGAAUUUAUCGGGGCAGCAGCGGCGGAAAAAGCUUAUAUUUUCAUCGUCGUUAACGGCUAUGAUAAUAUCAAGGACAAGCAAAGGUGCCAGAAGCUGAUAUUGGACCAAGUCGCGGGCCUUAGUCCUCGAACCCACAAAGAGUCCUCGGAACUUGUACACUUCGUGUCCAGCAAUGCCGUCCCAACUGCUCCUCUAGGAGGACGUGGCGGCGGCGGCGGUGGGGGGGACGACCCUGACCAUGACGACGACGACAAUUCAAAGAAGUAUAAAGGCAAGGAGAAGGAGAAGGUUCAGGACUUUGAGGCACUCGAGCAAUCACUUCGCAGAUUUGUAUUGGAAAAACGAGCGCGGUCUAAACUUGCGCCCGCAAAGACAUACCUCCUUAAUAUGCUCGGAGACGUCCAUGCCCUCGCCAGCGUCAACGUCGAUGUCGCACAAGCUGAGUUGGACCGCGUCACAAAGGAGCUUGAAGAACUGGAACCUAUCCUUGAGGCAUCGCAGAACGCGAAGUCUGAGGUCAGCGAUGACAUUGACCAGACGAUCGAAAAGACGUGCAAGGAAAUCUACGACUACACCCGCUCGACGCUCGUAUCAACAAUAAGCCACGCAGCCGAGGCAGAUUUGGGCAUUCAAUACAAGGGCGUAUUUGGUGCGUUUGAUUUUGCGGAGGAAAUUAAGGAGGCCAUAUUAUCCCAGAUCUCGACUUCCGUUACUCAAUGCGAGGAGCACGCGCGCCAGCAAACGGUACAAGGAGUGAACACUAUCAAGCAACUCGGACUUAUCCACCUUGGUGAUGAGUACACAGAUCUCAGCUUCCGCAGCGACGUCAUGUUCCGACGCAAACGCGACAUGCUUGCCAGGGAAGUCCACGUUGAAACCGAGGUGUGGGAUUUCUUUGACUGGUCCACCAUCCUCCACCGACAAGAGAAGGUCGCAGGCACAGGCAUGGCAAUGACCGUCGUAACAGUGGUCGGGACACGCAUGGUGGGAGGCUUUGGAUGGGUCGACGGGGCUCUCGGCGCGGCUAAGCUUGUUGGAAAUAACAAUCUCCGCAAGCUGAUUGUGCCUGGCGUUCUCGCCGCAGCCAUCGCCGCAGCCGCCUACGUCCUCGCCCAAAUCCCACACUCCCUCCCCCGCCGCCUCGCAACCAAGAUCUCGGUCCAACUCGAGGAAAUCGACUACGUUCACGCCAACUCUACACGCAUCACCUCCUCCGUUCGCAAAGUCCUCCACUUCCCCGCCGACAACCUACGCGUCGGCCUGCAGCGCAGCGUCGAGCACCUCGGCAUCAAGAGGGAGGAGACGCUGAAGACGCGCGGCGAGAGCGAGGUCGCGCGCAAGUACUUUGGGAAUCUCGUUAACCAGAGCGCCAAGCUGCGCAGCAGUGUCGAGGCUGUGGAUCUUGAGGGCCCGGCGCCGGGUGUGGCGGCAGCUUAUGAUAAUCUUUGAUGAUCUCCGAGAAUACCAAUGUCGAUUUUCGAUGGGAGAUUUGUUUUUUUGCGGGAUAGGGGGGGCGUCAGGGGGGGCAGAAUUGCCAUUACCAUAAAUCAGACUGAAGUCGGUCCCUAUAAUUUAACACUCGUUAUUGGUGCGGAGGAAGACGGGUCCUGUAAGGGGGAGUUGGCUACUUUUUGUGAUGGCAUCUUUUUGCGAGAUCGGUAUUGUACAAAUGCACGUUUGCAGGCCUACGCCACACACUCAUCUUCGUUGUCUAUAAUUCACCAGGAGGGGAUGGGUUAUUAGUACAUAGCUUUUCCCAGAUGGAAAAAUAAAUGAUAUCA